Molecule: messenger RNA, 784 nt
Organism: Ornithorhynchus anatinus (platypus)
Lineage: Eukaryota; Metazoa; Chordata; Mammalia; Monotremata; Ornithorhynchidae
Gene: LSM3
Product: LSM3 homolog, U6 small nuclear RNA and mRNA degradation associated
Exons: 4
Coding region: 188-496 (102 amino acids)
Biological process (GO): mRNA splicing, via spliceosome; P-body assembly
Cellular component (GO): U4/U6 x U5 tri-snRNP complex; Lsm1-7-Pat1 complex; catalytic step 2 spliceosome
Molecular function (GO): RNA binding
Source: RefSeq, a predicted model, not a curated record
AGAGACAAACCGUUCCUCACCACCCGCCACUAGCUCGGCCUCCUACGUCAUCACGUCGACGCCGUGGCACCCGUUCAAAGGAGAUGGCGCCCGCGCGCGCUAGCCUCUUCGUCUCGCGAGAAGUGGGGAGACGAGAGAAAGGGGGGAGGGAGGAAAGGAAAAAAAAAAAAAGGACCGCGUUUGAAAGAUGGCGGACGACGCGGAUCAGCAACAGACCACCAACACUGUAGAGGAGCCCCUGGACCUAAUCAGGCUCAGUCUGGAUGAACGGAUUUAUGUGAAAAUGAGAAAUGACCGAGAGCUCCGAGGAAGACUACAUGCUUAUGAUCAGCACUUAAAUAUGAUUUUGGGAGAUGUGGAGGAGACUGUGACAACUAUAGAAAUUGAUGAAGAAACCUACGAAGAGAUAUAUAAAUCCACCAAGCGGAAUAUUCCCAUGCUGUUUGUUCGAGGCGAUGGUGUUGUACUGGUAGCCCCUCCUUUGCGAGUUGGUUGAAACUAAGGAUUUACUCUGGAAAAUCGGGGACUCUAUACAAUUGUUCCUGUAAAAGAGUUUGCAAAAACAGCCACCCACAACUGUGUUUCUCCCUUUGCCAGAAUGUGUAUUUACAAGCUAUCUGUGAGUUAACAACUUCAAAAUGUACAAGGCCUUUAUCUUUUUUUGCUUUCCUAGCCCCCUCAAAUGUACACAUUAUAAUGCAGAAACUUUACCUGCAAAAUUGGUUUAUUCCUUUCAGUUGCUCUAAUCUAUUUUUUAUUAAAUAUGCUUUGUCCUUCCAAUUUU